Molecule: messenger RNA, 498 nt
Organism: Nylanderia fulva
Lineage: Eukaryota; Metazoa; Arthropoda; Insecta; Hymenoptera; Formicidae
Source: RefSeq, a predicted model, not a curated record
AUGGCCGGGGGGAACUCGUGGGAAGAAGCGACCGCUCGAGCAAACUUAGCGGUGAACCGUGUCGUGCGCUUGGUGAGACAGAUGGGUCUCAAGGUGCCGCCCCAAAAAACCGAGGCCAUCUUUCUUCACGAUGGCUCUCAUGGGGCGCCGCCGAGAGCCCACAUCUAUGUGGAGGACACCCCGGUUGAGGGGGUGAGGGCCUGUUUAAAAUAUCUGGGCCUUCACCUUGACAGCAAGUGGACCUUCAAGGAACACUUCCGCCAAAUCUCCCCAAGGUGGAACGGGCAGCUAUGGCUUUCAACGUCUGCUGCCCAACCUCGGGGGACCGGGGCGGAGGUGUCAGAAGGUUGUACGCCGGAACAAUUCACGCCAUGCUCCUGUACGGGGCCCAGUUUGAGUAGAAAAACGGAGGCCGCCCGCGGCCCGAGGAAUGCACUCAGACAGGUGCAAAAGCGGGUGGCCAACAGGAUCUGCAAAAGCUACCGUACGGUGAGCUGA